CCGACUCCUCUCCGCCGACAGAGGCCCCUCGGCCUCACCCCAUUGGACCCUCCAGCCUCGGGGCCGGCGCGGCUCGGGUCCCGCCGCCCAGGGCGCAGCGUCCAGCGCAGAUAUGAACUUUGAGGACGUGGCCAUUGCCUUCUCUCAGGAGGAAUGGGGGCUCCUUGAUGAGGCUCAGAGACUUCUGUAUUGUGAUGUGAUGCUGGAAGUGUUUGCACUUGUCUCAUCUGUAGCCAGACCUAGCGUUCUGCUGAUUUCUGCCUCUGUCUUUUCAAACAUGCUGUGGCUGCCUAUGCUGAGCUGUGUGGAGGGUCUUGACCAAUGGACUCCAUGAACAUCCCUGACUGUUGCCCCAAAAAGUGCAGAAAGUGUUGUUGGCAUAAAACGUAUGAUGAGGACUUCUGUCCUGAGCGGAGAAUAUCUGUUCAAGGAGAAUCACAGGUCAGGGCUUCUGAGACAGCUCCAGCAACCCAGAGGACCCUUCUGUGUAACCAGUGUCUCAGUGUUAAAAAAUAUUGUGCACCUGACUGAGUCACAAGCAGCAGACUAUGAGCAGAAAGCCUUCUUCAGUGACGCAUGUGUGAGAGACUUCUGUUUCAAUGUAAACUCUCACCAGCAACAGAGGGAUUCCACUAGAGAGAAACUCUGGAAAGAAGACAUGGACAGGGUCUCGUUUGUGACCAGGUGCAGCUUCUACUUAACUUGGGUGCCUUCUAGCAGUAGGGAGGUUGGGAAAGUAUUCCCAGCCAUCUCAGAGCUUCUCCAGCACCAGGCCCCUCUCAACACUGAGGACCUACACGGCGGCAGUGAGAUUUCACAGGAAUAUCUUGGUGGAAAGAGUUUUCAGCAGACUUGUAACUGUGAAAACUUUGGCAGCCAAAGCCAGAAAGUUGUUCAGCAUCAGGGGGCGUGCUCUAGAGAAGUGAAAUAUGAGUGUGACAAAUGUGGGAAAGUUUUUAAACGAAUCUUUCACCUCAUUCGACAUGGAAAGGUUCACACAAAAGAAAAGCCCUACGAGUGUAUUGAUUGUGGGAAGUCCUUUGGACAAAGGUCCGACCUCUUUUCACACCGCAGAGUUCACACUGGAGAGAAGCCGUAUGAGUGUAGUGAUUGUGGAAAGUCCUUCAGGCAAAGUUCUCACAUCACUGAGCACCGCUGUUUUCACACUGGAGAAAAACCCUAUGAGUGUACUGAUUGUGGGAAAUCUUUUAGGAGAAAUAGUAAGCUCCUUAUCCACAAGAGAGUUCACACUGGAGAAAAGCCCCAUCAAUGUACUGAUUGUGGGAAGUCCUUUGCGAGAAGCUGUCACCUCUCUGAACACAAGAGAAUUCACAGUGGCAACAAACCUUUUGAAUGUAGUGAUUGUGGGAAGUUCUUUACACGAAAGGGGAACCUCAUUCAACAUCAUAGAGUUCAUACCGGAGAAAAGCCAUAUGAAUGUAGUGAUUGUGGAAAGUCCUUUAGACAAAUACGUUCUCUCAUGGAGCACCACAGAAGUCACACUGGAGAAAGGCCCCAUGAGUGUUAUAAAUGUGGGGAAUGUUUUAGAUGGAAACCUAGCCUUGUUAGACAUCUGAGAGCUCACACUGGAGAAAAGCCAUAUAAGUGUAGUGAUUGUGGAAAGUCCUUCAGGCAAAGCUUUCAGCUCACAGAACACCACCAUAUUCACACUGGAGAAAAACCCUAUGAGUGUCCUGAUUGUGGGAAAUCUUUUAGGAGCACUAAUACUCUCCUUAACCACAAGAGAGUACACACUGGAGAAAAACCUUAUGAGUGUACUGAUUGUUGGAAGUCCUUCAGGAGAAGCUAUGACCUCUCUGAACACAAGAGAAUUCACACUGUCAAAAAACCUUUUGAAUGUAGUGAUUGUGGGAAGUUCUUUAGACGAAAGUCCAAGCUUAUUGAACACCACAGAGUUCAUACCGGAGAAAAGCCGUAUGAGUGUAGUGAGUGUGGAAAGCGUUUUAGGCAAAGACGUUCGCUCACGGACCACCACAGAAGUCACACUGGAGAAAGGCCGUAUGAGUGUAGUAAAUGUGGGAAAUGUUUUAGCAGCAAACUUAACCUUGUUAGACAUCUGAGAGUUCACAUUGGAGCAAAGCCUUAAAUGUGCAGGGGAAGUUUUAUCUUUCUCACUCUACAGCACUGCAGGAGACUUAAAUCUAUUUACCUGAGUAUAAACUGCUUUUAUCUGAACAUACACUGUACAGAAUUCCUCAUAAGUUUGAGGUAGAAGUGAGGCCUGAAAGAGCUGCAUUGCACUUGCUAACUUCCCAGCAUUCCUGCCUCAUUGAUGUCACUGCGAGGAAUUGUGGCUGAAGUGACCUCCUCUACCACCUGGCUCACCUGAACAGUGUGCACCGGUCACAACCCCUGCGUACUCAGGGAAAAGGAAUUCUGUGUUCUUCCUUCUGCUUGAGAAGUUUAUGAAUACUUUCAGCUCUUGACUGUAUCUUCAUUCUUUUCUCUCUGACCAGAGAAUUGAACUGACCUAGGUUUCAUCCAGAGCACCCAUCCUCAGCUAAGAAGUGCUACCUCUCACAGGGACAUUGUGGUUCUCACAUGCUGUGGGGAAUUGUUUCAGGUUCCAAUUCACCAUCCUGCUGUCCUUUGCUCUGGUUUAUGAACUUUUUUAAAGAGGUUUUUUUCUUUUGUACCUCUAAUUCUGUUGGUUCUUUUAAUUCCUUGGGAUGAUUGAAAGGAAAACAGUGCUUUGUCAGCAUGGAGAGGUGAACAGAUAUGGUGGGUCCCAAACAUUCUGUGCUUUGGUAGGCACAGCAUGAUAUCAGAACAGCACUUGUUGUCCAAUAUUGGCCUAUUUUAUGUUGCUGAACAAGGCCCUGAGAGAAAGUGUGCAUGACUUUGUGGUUCUAACUUGCAGCCUGGUGCCUCUAUUAUUGGUGGUGUCAUGGUCACCCAGAAAAGGAGGCCUUUGUUGUGCCUCUGUGAACAAUAUGAAAAGUAUUCUCUAUUCACAGCAUUUAUUACAUAAUUCUUGGCAACGUUUCAGGGGAUUCUUACCCACAUACUGUAAAGGAGCCAGGUAACAUAAUAUAUAAAAUUUCAUAGGCUGAUGCCAUUGGUUUUAAGACACUGAGCAUUAGAAUGAACCACAAUUAGGACAGAAACACUGUGUUCAUAGAGAGUGGAUAAGACUGGAGUAAAUUACAUGAAAAGUGCUUCUUCUCAAUGUUAUCCACAAAUGGUCAGUGGACUGUGGCUUGUGUGAUCUUCUUGUACAGACAUUCUCAGGACCUCCAUCACUGUCUCCUGUGGCUGAAGUAAAUGGCAGAAAAAAUAAUGUAAUAGUUGUUUGGAUUCCCCUUACCCAUCUAGGGUGUUCACUUCAGGGUUUGCUCAGCAGGCAAGACCUCCAAGCUAGAGGCAGGAUAAGCCUGUAAUCAGUCCCAGGAUGUGUCUUUUGUGAUUCCUUUUGAUUCUGAUGGCAAUAGUCUUCACUGCUUGACAAUAUUUGCUGCCAGUAAGUAGACUUAAAGAUGUCAAUAUGCAAAACUAAGAAUUUAUUCUCAUUUUUAAAAAUAAGUAUUUUAUAUAUCUUUAAAAUAAUUUGUUGGCUUUUUAGAAAGAGAGGGAAGGAGGCAGAGAAUGAGAAAUGGCGAUAUGGAAAAGAUGCAGCUAACAGCUGCCUCCUGCCCGCCACCUACAGGGCAUCCAGGCAGGAAUGGAACCCGUGACUUUCAGGGCAAGGGAUGGUGCCCAACCAACUGAGGCUCACUGGCAGGGAAAAGUUUGUUCCUGUAAUAUUAUUAUUGUAUUAAUUUCCAUACCAACAACUCUACACCUACUUGUGGCACAUCCUGCAUUUUCCUACUGCCCUUUUGUAAUCUCCCUUCCUGCCUUUCUUGGCCCUCCAUGCAGUCAUGGAUUUUUCUUCUUUUUGAGUGGAAUAGUUCAUAUUUUUCAUAAUUUUGUAAGCACUAGAAGGUGUGUAGUCUUUAACAAAUACUGGUUUCCUCCAUGCUACACAGUUAUUUUCAGAUUCAGCACUAAUGUUUAUGUGGAUAGUUACGUUUUUUUUUUUACUGGGUAGUACUAUGCUCUAUGGUAUCGAAUUUAUCUAUUGGUCUAAGUUUUGGUUAUUCCAGUUUUGGAGUUUUAUAAAUAUUGUCUUCAGUUUCUAUAGAGAUGUAUGUUUUACUUCUCAAACUAUUGCAGUGUUGGUGAAUGUUUUACAUUUAAAAUAUGGGGAACUGUUUGCCUUCCCACUAACCCACGGUAUAUAAAAAUUCCAGUUUUUCUGCUACGCUGCCAGCACAUGCAGUGGUUAACCUUUUUAAAUAGUAGCCCUGGAACCCAUUUAUGUAAGAAAUUUUUAUGGUGAGUGUUUUUCUCAUGAGUUUAUUUAUACUGUCUUUAUCUCUUUUGUUAAAAUGUCAGCUCAGCAUCUUUUAAAAUUGUUUAAGCCGAAACCGGUUUGGCUCAGUGGAUGGAGCGUCGGCCUGCGGACUGAAAGGUCCUAGGUUCGAUUCCGGUCAAGGGCAUGUACCUGGGUUGCGGGC
Myotis myotis is the source of this 4520-nucleotide messenger RNA. Its product is annotated as zinc finger protein 2-like. Gene Ontology annotation, biological process: regulation of transcription by RNA polymerase II. The record is from RefSeq and is a predicted model, not a curated record. Gene Ontology annotation, molecular function: DNA-binding transcription factor activity, RNA polymerase II-specific; RNA polymerase II cis-regulatory region sequence-specific DNA binding. Lineage: Eukaryota; Metazoa; Chordata; Mammalia; Chiroptera; Vespertilionidae.